Messenger RNA from Acaulospora morrowiae, 1134 nucleotides. The record is from the annotation of a GenBank genome assembly. Lineage: Eukaryota; Fungi; Glomeromycota; Glomeromycetes; Diversisporales; Acaulosporaceae.
AUGUCCAAGCUUUUGGAAAAAUAUGAAGACUGGACUUUGAAAAAUGCUUCACAGAUCAGCUCCAUUGAAAGUUUCUUGAGAACUUUAACUUACAUUUUACCUGUAUUUGCGGCAUUGAAUUUAAUUGGAUUAUAUCAUGAUUCAAUCUUGGUUAGAGCUUCCGAAAACCUGCCACCAUCAAAGAAACCAGCACCAUCAUCACAUAAUAGAUACACAAGAUAUUGGAUAAACUCAUCUAAAACGUAUCAACGCGCAUCACUUGCAUUAACAUUUUUACAGUAUACUGAUGUUUUAAUGGAGAUGGGUGUGCAAAAAAAAUGGGGCAAAGAAGCUAAAUGGAGAUUAAUUGUCUUGAUCGAAUUAUUUAAAGCUAUUUGUAGAAUUUUACUUCUGCGCAAAACUCAUGAACGUACAGUUAUUAAUCCACCUAUACCACGACGUGAAGUUGAUCCUUCUAUUUUCAAUGAAGAGAAUAGAUCAUCCAAUUCCUUCGUGUCAAACGGUCACGCGGGAAAUUUGAUGGAUGUUCACAGAUCAAAAGAGUUCGAAACUUGGACUGGGAAAUAUACCGGCCGCAUACAUGAUCGCAUUUCUGUCGUUCAGAAGGGAAUCACACAUUAUCCUGCUGUGUCUGACUACUUAAUGAGCAAAGUGUUGAUGGUCGAAGAUGUCCAAAAACCAUCGGAAUUGGUGCAUAAAUUACAAAGUUACGGAACAUUAGGAGAAUUACUAUACAUUAUUCGACCUCUUCUUUAUGUUCUUGCUUUGCGGAAAUAUGGAAAUCGGUCAUGGCGACCAUGGUUGUUAUCGUUAUCUAUAGAAUUAGUAACAAGAAUUAUGGAAUCCUAUUACUAUAAGAGACGAAUACCAGGUGGAUACAGAUGGUCAUCAUCAUUGGAAAAAGAAGAAAAAAAAAGGCGCAUUCGCCAAUUCUUCUUCUACAUCUUGAGAGGACCUUUUUAUGAACAAUUCACCAAACCAAAAAUCAACAAUUUUUGCCAUGCAGUUAGUAACAAACCAAUUUUAUCAUUGUUUGGAGGUAUUCUUAGAGAUUAUCAGCCAUUGUGGGAAAACAUUUAUUUCUAUAAAAUUUCUUUUUAUACUUUGUGGAGUUAUGUAUUUGUAGAUCCUUGA